Penicillium diatomitis is the source of this 483-nucleotide messenger RNA. RefSeq names its product putative arsenate reductase (Arc2). The record is from RefSeq and is a predicted model, not a curated record. Bases 1 to 483 code for a protein of 160 amino acids. Gene Ontology annotation, cellular component: nucleus; cytoplasm. The transcript is spliced from 3 exons. Gene Ontology annotation, molecular function: protein tyrosine phosphatase activity. Lineage: Eukaryota; Fungi; Ascomycota; Eurotiomycetes; Eurotiales; Aspergillaceae.
AUGGCCGAGUCUACCGCGACCACCACUUCCACGACGUCUGCAGAGCUUCCAUGGCACGCGGCUUAUCCCGCUCCGCAGUCUGCCGUGCGGUCCUUACCCCGCAAUGAGCUUCUGCAGUGGUUCCAGACUGGGAAACAACCCGGCCAGGAUUUCGUCCUGGUCGAUGUGCGACGCACGGAUUUCGAGGGAGGCACCAUUCAGGGAUCAAUCAACCUCCCCGCCCAGAGUCUCUACCCGACAUUACCGGCAGUAUAUUCGCUACUAUCCCAGACCGGGGUGAAACACGUGAUCUGGUACUGUGGCUCCUCAAAUGGACGGGGUCCACGUACGGCCAAUUGGUUUGCGGAUUACUUGGCACUCAAACAAGAUACCUCUAUGGAGAGCUUGAUCCUGGAAGGCGGUAUCAAAGGCUGGGCGGCCGCCGGGCCCGAGUAUACGGCGUUGAUGGUCGGUUAUGAUUCGAGUGCGUGGACCAAAAAGUGA